AUGAAAAGAAAAGAGUUGGAAGACAAAAGAAGAGAAGACGAGAAGAAAAGUAGAGAAGAACGAGAAAGGGAAAUGGAAGCAGAAAAGAAGAAAAUGGAAGAGGAGGGCAAACGUUUAGAGACAGAAGAAGAAGCAAAGAGAAAAGCAGAAGUCAAUAUGAAAGAAGUGACACACAUCUCACAGGUCAAGAGUGACUUUCAAGAGGUGAAGGACAAUUCAGUUCCUGGAUUAACAUUGACUAAAGAGCUUGAGGCAAGAAGACUUCAGUGGGUUAAAGAGCAUACUCCCUGGAGGUUUGUCAAACCUUACUUCACUUGUAAUUUACUUUCUUGUUAGGGGCCCCUACGUCCUUGCUGUGUACGUGUAUUGUACUUUUGUUAGUUACAAAGUUAACAAAAAGCCAAUUAACUGCAAGAAGCUUAUUAUAAGUGAAAUCAGUGCUCUUAUUUUCGCGUGUUGGAUGUACUUUAAAGGAACUUUACCUGACAGGCCGGCCUUUUGAACUUAGGCUUAUUCAUUAGCAGUAUUUUUAGACUAACGAGCAUCGUGGCCGUCUAUGGUAACAAAAACCAAUGUAUCUAUUUAGGAUUGUGUCGGCUUUUUCUUAUCUUGGAUACAGCCUAAGAACUCAAUUCAAAGUCACUUAUAUUUGCAUACUAAACGAGAUGGAAUAUAAUAGCGGUAAAGUUUAAAACAGCGCGAAUCAGCUUCUGGUAGCUGCUUCUAGCUGUACCGAUAAGCAACCAAAUCACAGACCAUUUGGGUUCCGUGUUGGUCUUGUAUAGGUAGCUUGAUGCCUGACUUUUUGCUGUGGGUUUUGUUUUAUCAGAAAAAUAUCCACUGCAGAAGAGAGAAAUCAUCCUGUAGCAAUGAAGUCCAAACCAAGGUACUGUAAAUUAUAUUGCUAAUAUUAUAUGGUUACAAUAGUACGCGCACUCUAAUUGGCUGUUUUCUUGUGAUUACUGGGCAUUACUAGCUAGGUCUCCAAGGUUUAUACAAUCUGUGUUUAACUUGAUAGUAGACUUCCUUAUGAACAUCCAUGUUAUGGUCAAUUGACAGCUGUCAAAAAGGGUAUCCGCUGACCAGUGUCACCUGACUGUAUUGCGGGCUCAAGUAUACAACUCAUUGAGGUGACAAGUUUUUUAAAGUUAUCCGCUGACUAGUUGCUGGUUUUAAUUGAUCGCUCAGGUCCAUAAUGAAAAGGCCGUAUAUUAAAUAACUUAUUAAACUCGUUCGUUACAUGUAGGUCAGUGAUGUAUUGACCUUGCCAUCGCUCGGUCAAUACAUCAAAGCCUCGGUCUGAGAUUUCCCUGUAAUGACCUCACUCUCGGGUAAUAAGUAGUAUAAAAUCGAGGCACUUAAAGACAAGAAAUAAAAAAAUAGUAAAACAACGUAAUAUUUUAUUUAUAAUACAGAAAAUCUUCCAUAUGCGACCACCUCCCUUUAGCCAGUCCUUUGUCAGAAGACACCCUCCGUGGUUUAAUUCUCGUAAGCGACCACUAAAUCUUGGCAUUCAUUAAUGACUUCUCUCUUUUUUUGUACUUUUUCUUUUUAGUAGGAGAAUAUUCUCAGCCAGCAAACGUCUUCCUGCUUUAACAGAGGAACAGCUACUGAAGUCAUCGCCUCCUGAUACACCUUUGUUUAGGGUAAGUUGUUCAGCUGUAACUGCUUUAGUUUCUUGAGAGUGCAAAGGACGGGUCACACUAGGCGACAAGUUCCAUUGAUGUGACGUAUUUACAGAUCUUAGAGACAGUUCGCAUCGUGUGACUUGGGGAAGGCACCGUUUUGGGGACGGCACCGUUUAUGGGACGCCACCUUAAGAAAAAUAACCAAAUGAAAUAACCGGCACCUUCUACACAGGCUAUGAAAAUCUCUUUUAGUCCGAAGGGAAAGUUUUGUCCCGUGGACAAAGAAUUUUUCAGAAAAAUUCUUCAUAUAGCACUAGACGAACUGUGGCUGCGACUCAUUCCCUCAUCAUGUUGAUGGGUUAGUUUCGCCCCACCUACACGCAAGAGCGUAUUGUCGUAGAGGCUUUCUGCAGGACUUGUUGUAGAGUAUCUCCUUUACCUUAACCUAUUAGACAGAAAAUUUGCGGCACACUUGGGGCCAUUUAAAGAACAAGCUGUCCAUAUAAGACAAACGCUUUUCCAGUGUGUUAAGAACAAUCAUAUUCUUCACAUAAGGUAUCCUUCUUUACGUGACUCCAGCUUUAGGUGUCUAGCGUAGAGAGGUUUUCUUCUUUUCCGGUAAAGUGUAUAUUUGAAGUGCAGUAAAGACUAAUCACCUUUUAGUAAAAUCCAACUAGUGGUCUAUUAUCAAUGCUGCGUUCUGAUUGGUUGAGCUACUACUAGGCUAUAUGUUAUAUCCCAGUAGCAGCGAAAAGCGCCGGCUUUGAAAACCAAAACAAUGGCGGUUGAAUCGUGUUUUGCUAGCUAAAGUUGUUUUGUCUCGAAAUUUUUGACCAACUAGUUGGAUUUUACGAAAACAAUUAUUCCUCUCGCCCUCGUGGCCUCUGAGUCAAUGGCCCAUUCGGCCUUCGGCCUCAUCUAUUGACUCAGAGUCCAUUCGGACUCGAGGAAUAAUUGUUAAAUACAUGUUAUUGUAGAGGUGAAGAAAUGUUCUUAGAAAAGGAAACAUUUUGAUUUCAGGUCAAGUGUAUUGUCCUCAGGGAUGCACAAAGCUGUAACAUGGAAAGUCUGUGCAAUUGUCCUGAAUUACAAUCUCUAACACUUCACAACUGUGGAUUGCUGGCUGUUGAAGGUCUGGAGAAGUGUACAGAAAUGCAAGAGUUGUAUUUAGAGGUGAGCGAAGUCAGAGUUACACUGUAUCAUCAGAGUUUUCAAGUGGUCAGUUUGGGGCUUUAUGUCAUAGCGGAUCUUGCUGUCAUCAAAUGAAAUUAAAAGGCCGAUGAGUGUUUAUGCAAGUGGUUUUUAGCCAGGUGUAAAAAAGCGUUUUUAUUUGAGUUUACGUAAGUUGGUUAUGCGUUUUUGCGUUAUGUCUUUAUUUGAUUGGUUGGAAAACUUCACGCCACUUUCUCGAACUACGUCCCUUGGGUAGAUUUCCCGCCAUGUGAUCCGAGGUUAUGGUUUGACAUAGUAGCCUGCCCAGCUAGUGGUUUUGUUAGACUACGAGUAGUUUCUCCUCUUUCUUAGUCCGUCGAACGAUAUGCGCGAGAAACGAAAAUGGCCGAUCACAUGGCGAAAACACACGGGUCAUUGCUCGAGAAAGUGACGCGAAAAUUUGGAGCCAAUCAGAAAACGAAAUAAUACAAAAAGGCAAAACCAAAGUCAUAUCUCAACUUAAAGUUUUUUUCCAUAAUUAAUCGGAAACCACUCAUAUAAACUAUCAUCGGCCUUUUUAACCUCGUUACUCACAGUCUAUGGUUGAAAUUGUCGGAGUGCGAAAAAAGAAAAUUUUCGGUGGACCGAAAAUGAAACCUUUAGCUGCGCAGGUUAUUCCGUCUUUUUUUUCUUUUGCUAUGAUAUAUGAGAAUUUACAUGAUUCCUUUAAUAUGGAGAACAUCUGCAUUAAUUUUGCUCUUUACAGAAAAACCAAAUUGAAGCAAUAAACUGUAAAGGUUUGUCUAAGUUGGAAGAAGCUUCUUUUGCUAACAACAAUUUGACGUCUAUUCAUGGUUUGGAAGGCUGUCAUAACGUUGUAACUUUGGACUUGAGCAAUAACAAAAUCACAAGGAUAGGUAUGUUGAAUAAGUCUUGUUCAGGAUUUGUUUGUUUGUUUGUUUGUUUUCUGUCUAUCGGCUCUUUUAAAAGCUCAGAGUCAAAACUCAUAAUAAAUCCCAAAUUUCAUUUAAGACACAAAGUGUACAUUGUACGUGAAAGUACUGCUCAAGUGGUUUUGUUUGAAUAGUUCACCAUAGGAUUUCAUUCACUGGCAAACUCAAAAGUUAGAGCCACCUUGUACAGGAUAAUAAACAGAACCACGUGAAAGUACUGCUCAAUAGCUUUCAUCUGAAUGGUCACACAAAAUGACUCCACCCACAAACUCAAAAGUUGGAACAACAUUGUUCAGCAUAAUAUUUUUGUUAAUAAACAGUAUCACAGAAAAGUACUGCUCAGUACGUAGGUUUCUUUUAAAUGGUCAAGCUUUAGGAUUUUCUUCCAUACACUUAAAAGUGAGAGCUAUACUGCAUGAAUCCGCAAUUGGUGGCCAUGGCAGUAGGAGGAUUACUGCUUACGAUGUAGUAUAUUCCUUAAAUUAUGUUUUGUUGUGCUGUUCUAGGAGACUUAUCAUCCUGCAGCAAGAUACAGCGUUUAUUCAUGGACAAUAACCAGCUGAUUAACACUAAGGUAAUUUGAAGGUCAACAUGUUAAAGCCCACCGAUUUAUAGUCGGUCAGUUCAUAUUGUUCUUAGCCUGUUUCAGGCGUUCAGAUUAUGGGGACGGCCGAAGAGGGCGGUAUGACCAGAAAAAACCAGUAAGGGGUGAGGUAGGGGAUAAAAAAUUGGCUAUGUUUUUCUGUGCUGACUAAUUUGGUUACAGAGCAGUGCAUGUGAGUCAGUAGACUUGCUACAAGUCGACCUCUCAUGAGUUCUUAAAAGUGAGUGAAGCGAGCUUCAAUGUAUGAGUCUCGAUGUCGACUUGUUUCGCCGGAAUGAAUUUGAAUCACAUUAUAAAUUCAUGCGGGAAAAAAAAAGGUUGACAUAUACUGUGUCGGAAGUGGUUUGAAAUAUCACUCUCUGUCCUAUUGAACAAUUGUCAUGACGUCACCGGUAGAAUUUCUCACCGCUGAAUUACGCGUCAAACAGAUAUGAAAAGUCCUUUAAAAUGGCAUAACCAACUAGAAAAAAAGAUAGUAAAAAUGAAGGACUUUUAGAAAGUCUAGUGACUCAGAUACUGCGUAUUGAAUGGCCAUUAUUUUAAUGUAAAAACAAUAAAUUCUGUGUUAAAACCAAGGUAUUACUAUUUGUUCAAUUUUUUCCACCACAGGGUUUAUCCUGCCUUACGAAUUUGCAACAUCUCAGCCUUGCACACAAUCAUCUGGCCCGCGUUUAUGAUAUAGAUAAGGCCAUGCUGCUUCAAACUUUGAAUCUUCAAGCUAAUAAUUUGCAAGAGGUAAGUUCAAGUUGAUAUUGUUGUUCAUUGAGUUUGGUAUGGAUAACCUUGUAAUCACCAUUGUCAUAGCUGUCAUCUUCAUCAUCAAUUUGGAUGCCCUUGAUGAGGCUGGUUCUCGCCUGCCGCAAAUCUACCUGCGUUAUAGCUGCCCGUUUCUCGGGAGUUUAACAACGAAGUUUUAUAACGCUUUGUGAACUUGAAUAUGGUCCCUUGGAAUUCAAAUUCAGGAGGGAAGACUGAAAUACUGAAAGAACGCAAAUUCACUUCUUAAGGGACGUUCUCGUUGCUGUCGCGUCGUUGGAUCUUAAAGUCCCUAAUAUGGAGCUUAAACAACUACGAAGGCGACGGUUAACGGGAACGUCAAAAGAGCAGCUGUAAGUUUGAUAAAUAUAACAACAACAACUCUAAACAUACAUCACGCUUUUCGGUACAUUUCUUUGUCGUCAGUGCACGACCAUGACCUCACGCGAAAUAUUCUAAUGCGAUGUUUCGUGGAGAACGUAACACACAACGGCAUUUUUUUUCUUUCUUUUUCUAAAAUUUGUCGCGGAUCGUAAGGGUGCUGCUCGGGGACAAUUUACCCUCAUUUGGUGAAUUAGGAAGUUGGAAUAAUCGCAAAAUAUGAAAGAACAGAAAUACCCUUUUAAAGCGGCGUUUUCGCUGCCGUCGCCGUUGUGGUUGCUUAACAUAUCACAAUUACUGUGAUUUGAUCAUCACUUUUAACAUCGCUCUGAUAUUAAUUCAUGGUGAUCAUCAGUGUCGUUUUAAUAUUAUCGUCAUCGUUAACUUUGUCUUUUCCUCUUUAUCACUAUCGGCACCACUGAUAUAUGUUAUGGUUUAAUUUUAUACUUCGUCUUGGCUUAGAAUUUGUUUCCCUUUGUUUUGGGGUAUGGUAAUGUAAGAUAAUGAGUUUAAAACAAAGAGAAAUAAAAUUUUAUACCAAGGAUAAAAUUGAACCACAACAGAUAUACCUUGAAAAGUUCAACGCAUGGGGGCUCGUGUUAGGUUUUUUAUCUUUUUGUUGCCAACACGUUUUCGAUCUCGUCUCCUACAGCCUCCUCAGCUAACAAACUGUGUCUUGUUGAGGGAGCUCGAACUCAAUGAUAACAGCAUUUCUUCCUUGGAUUCCUUGUCACGUGCUUGGCUUCCGUUGCUUCGUUGUCUUAGCGUCAGUCAAAACAGGUGUGUCUACUUAUAUCCGUAUUCCUGGACGUUUUCUCCUUUACAUUUACCGUAAAUCCUAAGCCCCAGGGGGCUUAUUUUUUUUUUAAACACAUUUGAGGAGGGGUGGGGGGAGGGGGGGCUUAAUAGAGACGAAGGACUUAUGUGAAGUGGGGGAGAACGGGCGCUUGUUUAAUUUACCAAAGCUAAAAUACAAUGUGGAGAAGCUCAAGCACAAGAAGUUGGAGGUCAUGCAACCAAUGAUCAAAACCGAAUCCGAACUUUCAGAUGGCAAAUAAACCGUCCUGGAUCAGUCCACACCAAGAUUUACAGUCGUGAUUGAUUAAUACAGUCUAUCAGGACUAUCAAUGAUUAGUAAAUACUGUAAUGAUAAGGAUGAAGAGGGGUAGGGGGCUUAUUAGACUGUUCACAGUUCUCUAGUUUUCAGUAAGAUCGUCGAGAUCGAGCGCUUUGCGUUACUUGCUGCCAUCUUCAUUGAGUGUCAAAACUACUUAGGGGGCGGAGGGCGGUUUGGGAGGAAGCGAGAAAAAUUUUUCUUCCCUUCCGCCCUCCCACUAGGGCUAUGAUGCCUGACACCCGCCCCCUCGGUCAUGUGAAAAUCAAGAUGGCCGUCAUUGACGGUAAGACGCGCUAUAUUUAAACGAUCUCACGAAAAAAGAAGGGACUGUGAACAGUCUAGGGGCUUAUUAACUUUCCUCCACUGAAAAGGGAGGACUUACUAGAGAGAUAAGGCUUAUUUGAGAGGGGGAUUAAUAGAGGAUUUACGGUACUUGAUGUUGUUGUGGUUCUCCUGAGUACUCAGAAGUGUUGAUUUUAUUCUUAUUCUUUACUUACAUACAUUAUUGUUUACUCAAUUAUUUCUGAAAAUACAUAUGGGCGGCAAUGGGCUGGACCUUUGAGUGUCUGUUUAAAUCUGUAGUGUCACAGUUAACCGCUGAAUGUAUUGUGGUUUUUGCAUGCAGUAUUUCCCAGUUAUCUCCUCUUGGUAACUUGAUCAUGUUGGACUCUUUGGAUAUCAGCAAUAAUCUUAUAUCAGGUAUGAAACUGGCAUGCAUUGCACCAAGACAGUAGAUCGUUUUCAUAUGACGCCAUGGCGGCCAUAUUAGUGUACAAAACGAUGAAAUGGUAGCCAUGAGGGUGUAUUUUUGGUACACCCCUUCCUCUCAAUCCCCUACCACUUUCGACGCCUGCUACGCAGACUAACCAAUAAAAUGCUGUGAUGAUUGAACUCUUUUCUCAUGUAAAUAUUCUUUUGUUUCGAGAAAUUUGCAUAGCCAUUGAUCACCUGACAACAAAUAACAGCAACUGAAAGUUAAUCGGUAACCCUUCCACUCUCAAAGAUUGUAUUGGAAUCACGUGACAGACUAGUACCUUUUGUGCCUGUGAACAAAAUCCCAUGUAGUUUCACUUUUUGUUGCUGUAUGGAAUGUUUCUUUUUGAUGUUGUUGUUGUCUUGAGGCCAUUGUAUUAAAUGAAAAAAAAAAAUGAAAGAAGAACGAGGUAUUACUUUUAAAAAAAGUUCCGUGGAAAGCAUGUAGUAAAAAUGAUCACCAAACUCUCUAGGACCACUGGAGUAAAAAAUAGAAAAAUGGAGUGAAUCAGCUUUUGAUAAAAAAAACUUUUUUGCCGUUACCAUUUUUUAACGUCUUUCCGUUAUGAUUUGACGAUUAUAUUCAGUGAGUCUUCGUUUUGGACUACAUAACAUACCUCUGGAAGCGAUGAGCAAGGAGAACGACCAUUUACACUAAGGGUCGUGCUUAAGUCCUGUUGCUCUAGGCAAUCUUUGGUGUAAUUUUUAAGCGCGUUUUUUUGGGUGAGUAGGGAGCGGAGAAAGGCGUGCCCUAGAAUUGUGAAAUUCUCACAGUCACCUGCCAAGGGGUAAGGGUGGAGCGUGGGAGACCCCACCCCCAAGUGGACCUUUUUCCUUCUGCUCACCCUCUUGAUCGCACUUUUUGCUUACAUCGACCUUCCUCUCCUUUCAAAAUCCAAGAUGUUCACGGCAGAAACUGUGUGACAAGUUGUAAGAACCAUUCCCAAAGUGUAACAGGGUAUUAGGCGUUAUAUUAGAGAGCUUAAGCAGGAACGUUUUUGAGCGAGGCACAUCAACCGGAAGUGAGCUUUUUUUCUCUUCAGUAUGCCUUGACGCCACCAAUUUUGUAUGGCUAAGUGUCUUUACUCUUUUAGAGACUAUUUGCCCAAAAACCGGCUCAAGUGUGCAAAAAACAAACAUUAUGAUGAGAAGAUGGAAUCAUAAUGUCAUUUUAUUUCGAGGCAUUUCCCGUUUCUUAUCAGCAGUGUGCAGGCGGUGGUUCCCUGGCCAAUCAGGAGAUCGAACGUGUUUAGUGCUGUAUAAAAGACUUGUUAUGUGUUUCGCGCGGCCCUUCCAACCAUUACCAUCAGCCUGUACUAGUGACAUCCCUUUGACGCUUAGUUGAAAAUUUUUCCCACCACCUCCCCAGUCUCCGACCUGCCACCGUCUACAUCUUCUUAUAGUUUUAUCGUCUUUAGUUUGUCGUAAGUAUUUGCUAAUUUGUGGCGGAUUUUUUUCCCCACCUUUCCUUAAGAGAUGUUAAUUAGUUAGUUUUAUCAUUGGUUUCAAUUAAAAACGUCACGCUUGUGGCCAUUUAUCCCAAACAGUUGAGAUUCUUUCUCGGGUCAUCUCUUCAGCAAACCAGUGCCCCACCAUGCGGAGCUCUCGAUCGUUUUCGUAAAUUCGGUUUGGGAAGACUCGCAAUAAAAGUCCACUUCCGAUUGACGUGCUUUGCUUAAAAACGUCGCUGCUUAAACUCCCUAUUUGAUUGUUAUCAACGUAGAAAUUAAAGGAAACAAAGCCUCAUGUGGGGCUUGAUUAUAUUUCCUUUGCUGCGUAUUUUUUUGUUCUGUUUUGUUUUUAGAAAAUCUUAAGUGACGUUAUAUAUGUUUUCAGACACAGAUAGCCUUAUUCCGGGACUUCAAGGUUGUAAAAGGUUGAAAACAUUAAAGAUCGAAGGAAACCCCGUACAUGAAGAUCCAGAUUGCAGGUAACAGUAGCGAGAAUACUAUUUGAAAAACUUUGUUUCGUAAUUUUUGUUGAAGGGGCUAUAAUGUAAGGCCUAAAUGUUAUAAACGACCCUAAAUGUAAUAACAUUUUGUCCUAAUUGUGAUAAAGUCCUGACUGUAAUAACGUUAGGCCAUAAAUGUAAUAAACUCUCAAAUAACCGCCGCCCGCGAACACGCGUCGCACUCUAGGUGUACAAUAAGAAAUAUUAAUAAUAUUAAUAUUUAGUAGUAUAAUCACUUACUUGCUAUUAAAUCGGAUUUAAUUUUAGCCUGUAUUCUGUCCUCUUUGUGCGAUAAACGCUACAUUACAUAAAAGUUCAUAAAAAGCUCCUUACUUCAACCUUGCCAUGUUUUAUUCAUGAAUUUUUGUACAGUUUUUUAAUAUCCUUCGGAAUUAAGUGCAUUCAACAGUGUGUUCAUGACAUCACGUUUAUUUUGGCAUAUGACUUAUGUCUUCCAUUAGUCACGAGGUUGUUGUAAUCAGUUGGUCAUGAUGUUGACGAUGAAGUUGUUUAAAAUGAUUUAUCAAAGCUGUAACAUUAAGACCCAUCUCAAAACUUGGUGAAACAUAAAAGGGAUCGCUAAAAACAUUAUAAGGAGGUAUUAAUUUUAUAGCAAACACAAACGUAGGCAUGGAUGGACAAGCUUGAAGAAGAUUAAGACGGAUUGAAAUUGUGGGUUUUUGAAGAUUUGUUAGCCUAAGAGUAUUUCAUACUUUAUUUUCUUUGUUUGUAAUGUUUGAUUUGAUACAAUAUUGGUAAGUAUAUUUCAAAUGGAGAAGAUACUGUAAUUCUGUGGUUUACGAGUGAUUUAUUUGUUAAUAAAAGAUCGAUAAUGUAUAAGAAAACGCGCCGUAUUUACUCGGAUAAGCGCCGCGGCGCUUAUUUGAGGGCAGCGUUUAUUUUCAAGAAAGUUGGACGCGACAAAGAAUUGUAUAAACUAUGGUAUCAUUACUUUCCAUAUUAAACUAACAGAAUUAACGUCUUUUUAUUUGAUUUUAUUAUUCGUUCAAAAUAUUUCUCCAUUUCUGAUUGGCUAAAAUAACACGCAUAUUCCUGGUAACCAGCUACUGUUGCCCAAAUUUGGAAGAAUUUUGCAAUAUUGAACCGAUGACGUCAAAAGUGCAGCAAAGUUGCAGAUUAUUGAAACUUUAACCGAGAAGACCUGGGGACGAGGUUGAGUAAUUUCGGUAGUGAGAACAAAAAAGGCGGAACGUUUCAGUCGUUUCCGAGGCAGAAGUAGGCGAACUUUUGGCUAAAAACAUAGCAAGAACAGCGAGAAGACAACUCAAACGACGACAUCUGCUAUUUGGAGAAUAUUUGUGGAGUUGAACAACCCUCUUUCUCUCGAUUAACGUGCGCUAUCGAAGACGAACUUAACGUCGGUGGUGGUAAGCCUGUCUUAGCUUGUUUUUAAAGGCGAAUCUGAAGAAGGUAUGAAGGAUUGUAGACACACUGAAUUCUGCAAAGCUGAUCGUACUACGUGAAAAUUAACUUUGCAAGGCAUCAACACGACAUAGAAAGAACCAAAAAAAAGAGCGUGGUCUCAGCCGUAGAAGGCUGUUUCGCCCUUUUGGGAGCUCUUCAGUACGGCGCAACGAACAGAGAUGCUCUGCUGUAAACUUCCGCACACUCUGUUUUAAAGCCCAAACAUUGAAGGAUUAUACUCAGAUUUUCCCUUAAAACUAGCGGCCCCACGUUUUUCAAGUUUGCCUCCUCGUAAGUAAUGAAAGUAAGUCAAAUCAUUAAAGAUACCAUUACCUACGUCAUUUUAUUCUUUUGAAAACGUGUUUCAGGGCAUUGGUAUUGGAACAAUUGUCAUGUCUUAGAUGGCUGGAUGGCGAGAAUCUCUCCGGAAAAGGACAGGUAUGAUUACUGUAGAGAUCAUAUUACAGUUUAGCCUGCGUGGCAGACGCAAAAAGGAAGUGGGGGGGAGGGGGGGGGAGAAAAGCGCGAAAGCGGGAAAAAGGAAAGUGAGUCCCGUUCUCUCUCUCCCCAAUUCCCCUCCCUUUUCCCCUCCUCCCUAUCCCUUACCCCUUUCGACGCCUGCUACUCAGGCUAAUUAGAGUUUACCACAAUUUAGUUUGUGCCGCGUGUGCGAAAAUUUUGAAGGCUGGAAACUUCUUCUCCUCUAUUUUCUGUGAACGGUUUUUCUUGUUGUUUGCCUCACGAUGGUUACGUUUAACCGAUGGCGACCUUUUGAUCGCCUACUCUACUCUUUCCUCUGUUUUCUGCAAACAAUUGUUUAUCGUUUGCCUCACGAUCGUCUCUUUGUAAUUGAUGGCGACCUUUUGACUACUGGUCUUCAUCAGCCAAUGGUGUUGAUUGGAUGUGCGGGACUACCAGGGACUAUCAUCACCAUACCGUCGCGAUCAGUAACAAAGUGACCAUCGUGGGACAAAGGAUAAACAAACCGAUCAGAAAAAAAACGGCCGAGGUGUGAGAGAGGAACGGUUAACACCUCGAAUUUCGAGUCUGUCGACUAGGUUCAAGCCUUGCCGUCACUUUGUCAGACUUGCCACAAGUCGACUGCGUGAGCGCCGAAGGCGCGAGCCAGGGACGCUCGAGAAGCGACUGAAAGCGAGCGACGAAGUCGCACUAGCAGAAACCGGAAGCGGGCUUUCAGCCGACUGACCACGUAACCAGCAGAAACCGGAAACGGUUUCAAACGGGCUUGAGAAAGUCUAUCUCUUUGUUUCCUUAUCCAAAAUUCUUUGCGCCGUUUUGUCUCUCUUCAGCCAGGUGUACGUACUGCUGGGGGUAAGACUGCGAUGAACUAGCAUAAAGAUGAAUGACACUUUUCUUGCAUUUCAUUUUAUUUUAUUUGGAGUAUCUGAGCUCGUACGAGAUCGUAUAGGAAUACAUUUGGACGAACAACAGGUUUUUUCAGUAAGCCAUAAAAUGUGAAGAAACCUAACCUAUUACUUAAGUUUUUUUGAGACUCAAUACUCCAAAAGAUACUUUCUUGGAAAGCCUUUUAUUGUUUCCUCCUUGUGUUGUACAAAAAAUAGUAACGUGGAAUUACUACGUGUUAAGAAACAAAAAACUCGUAAUUCUUUUCUUUUUUUGUUCAAACGUAUAAGUACACAUUUCCUGUUUUUCCCGAGCAAUGCCGUGUAGUAAACAUUCUUUUUACUUGACAAGUGUGAACUAAAUCAAAAGGCUUUCAUUUUAUUGAGUUAGAAUGAUGUCUUUCCUGAAAAUGAGAUGAUGAAAAUUCCAUCAUACCGGCCAUGUACAAAGCAAUAACACAGAAAUGAGUGAAAGAGUUUGUUACUUAUACAGUCUAAACCGGCAAAAGUCAGUAUAGUUGUGUCUAUACUAUUCUAGUUCUUUACAUUUCUACAAUAUAUACAUUAUGCUAGAUUUCAUGUUCUUUGAGUUAUUGCUUGUUUCACUCGUCACGUGGUCAAGUGUUCACUGUGCCGACCGCCUUGUCCGAAGAAAAGUUCUUAUUCACCAGUCACCAGUAGUUCUUUUUGAAAGGGAUGUAAUCCGCAAAUUGCUUAACGCGAUCUCUAUCAGUUACAAACUGUAUGAUAAACGCUGUUUUCAUAUUUACCCCAGAUUCUGGAAACAAUUCAAUGUAGCUUUGUUGGAUUGUGUCUGAAUCAAUUCCAGUCACAGGAAGACUUAGAAUCAAGACAUAAAAAGGAAACUAGGUAGGUUAAAAUAUCAGGUGCCUGUGUUCUUCAUUGCGCAAGUUACUUACCGUGAGUAACGUUGUAGUCUUGUCUGGAUCCUACCCUGAAUUUUCGUCUUCCAAACACCCUAACUUUCAGAGCGAGAGUAAGUGCAGAACCUUUGUUGUGAAAAUGGAUGUUCCUUAUUUGCAUGAGAAUUACAGAUAACUUUCAUACCAGAGGCUUCGCACUUAACCUCGUUUUAAAGCAGAGGCUUGGGGUAACUGGAAAAUAUAUACACUGCAUUAAAAUCAGGCAGUUCCGCAGGGUUCUACCUUAUCUAUUAUUUUGUAGUUUGAAUUAAGUUUUAUCUAUCCCGGCUUUAAACUGUUGGAAAGUUCACAUGUAGGGGCACUUUCCAUUUGUUAGAAAUGGCUGGCCAGACAAGUGCAGUCGUAAGGAGUAUUUCACUAGUAACCAGAACUAUAUAGCCAGAUCAGUUUAUUCUUAAAUAGUCUGCACGGCAGUGACGGGGUUUUAGUUAAAAUUUCGAGAAAAUACAAUUUUUGAUUUUUAAAAUGACCGGUCUGGCCGGCCAUUUCUGACGUAUGCAAGCGCCCUAAGGUACCGCGAUGGCGACGGGGUCGAAAACCCCACCUAGCGAAUUCACUCUUUGCGACUUCUUGGUUAUGAUUCCAUCACAAAUGCUAAAUGUAGGCGAAUUCUCAAGGACGGUAUCCUCAUCCCGACUAACUGGUAGCCAGGAACGGGCUUUCUGUCUUUUAUGAUCAUCCAUCGUCUGAACAUUUUUUUUUUUUGGGGGGGGGGGGGGGGGGGGGGGGAGGAAAGGAUCCCAACCGAGCGGACGGGGCCUGCGGUGACAUUCCCGAAAAUAUCGCCCAAAAACGCCUGUCUCCCGGGGGACUUCGGGCAGGUUUUUGUACAUAUGGUAUUUCCUGUUUGCGUGUGCUGCUCCGUCGCGCCCGGUCUUUCUUCAGUUCUUUUUUUUCUACUUGCGACGUCUUCGUGAUCAGCUAUCCGCAACAAGUGAAAAUGGGGGGAGAAUUACACAGGAGCAGACCAUCCUCCCCAAAACUAGGUGUGCAGGGACGGAUGUUCUUUUUUUUUGCAACACCCCUGUUGUUAUUUUUUUUUUUUUGUUUUUGGCGGGGGGGGGGGGGGGGGAGGAAGUGAACGAUCCAGACAAUCCUGACGAAGCCUGCGUUGACAAUCCUGACAAACUCGCGCAGAAACGCUUGCUAUGCAGGGUAAUUCGGCCAGUUUUAUAUAAUCUAUCUAUUUCUUAUUUACGUUGUCGCUGCCGUCACCGUCGUGAUCUCUCAAGGUCUGUUACUUAUUUGAAUGAUGUAACCUCCUGAUUUUGUCAUUUUUUUUGUAUCGUUAUUGAGUUACUCACGUGUGAUUCUCAUUUCAGCUUCGAGGACAAUCAUGCUACUGAUCCGCUCUUGGUUUCAAAGCGACUUGCUUUGAAGGUACGAGAUCUUGUUUAGUCACCUUAUCGAUACAUUUCAUUUUACUCAUUUAUGAGUCAAGGUUAAUGAGUGUUUCAAAAUCUAAUAAAAAAAAGCUGGGUUUAUCACCAGUUGUCUCGGAAAGUAUAAGGAAACAAAACCCAGUGAUUAUGGGAAGGAUAAACAGAUACGGUAAACUGCCGUAAAUGCAAAAGUUCUGUUUAUUUCGAAUCGGUACCAACAUAGGAUUUCGUACACAGUUGCAAAAGGUACAAUGACAAAUCAGGUGAUAGCUCAUUGGUGGCGAUUUUUGUGGGAGAUUGGUUGUAUUCGCUAUUCAUCUCCACCCCCAAUCAGCUGUGGUGAGUGAUAACGUUAUGAAUCAGUUUAUUAAUGAGUUCUUGUCUCUUACAAUAGCGUCAACAUAACAGAGAAAGACUUGAAUUGGCUGUACGUCAUCUGCUGGAACAUGAAAACUUUAACCCGGAUCACUUUCCGCCAUUAGUUAAAGAAAAAAUCCUAGAAAGAGAAGAGAGCAAGGAAGUCACCCAGAAUAGGGAAGCACCUAAAGUCAUGGACAAAGAAGAUAAAGCAGGAGAUAAGCUCAGUGGAGAUCCUCAGUAAGUAAAAAAGUCAGGCUUAUUCAACCUCGCAGCCCGAAUAUCCACAUAUAAGUUCUCCAAACUGGUUUCUGUACAUUUCUAAAAAGAAAGUAAAGAGAAUUUUAGUGGUAGAAGAUAAAUGCAUUUUUUCUCAAGUGAUUAUUUGGUCAAUUCUUACAACCUAUUCUCUUGAUUGUGUAUUGAUAUUGUUGGGAGAAAUUUGAUGUUUGUCACUCUUGAGACCCUAAGGAUUAAAGGGGCUAUGUCACGAGGAUAUUGGUGUUUUAUGUCAUUUUUCUGUGUAUCAAUUACUUUGUGCCUUUGUCCAUUCACAAAAUGCUUCUGUAGCUGUAGCGUUAUGAAGAAUAUAUCAAACAAAUUUCAUCAUCAAGUUUCAAUCCAUAUCCAUCCUUGUCAUCCGUAGCAAAAGAUAACAUGAAACAAUUUCCAUGCCUAAAUAUAGUCUUACACAGCAAAACUGGACCAUUUAUUUGGAGUUCAGAGGAUGCAAAGACACUUUUAAGCGUUUUAAAGAGACAGCGAAUAGUGUGACAUAGCGGCCGCUUUAAGAGGCACUCUCACCGAAACGUUUUUCAAAAGUUUCUUAAAUUUUGAGCAAGUGCUUUUCGUUUACACAAACGGCCCAUGCAACACCUUCAGGUAUAUUUCAAUUUAAUUCUUGGAAGGAAUAAAUGGUAUGGAUGAUUGUGCGGAUGCCCAAUUGGCGAUCCUCAAGUCACCCUCCCCCCACCCCUGAAUUCCCAACUGCAAUGUUUGAUGACCACUGGCUACUUUGAUACCUAAACUUGUGAUGUACCCAUGCCACAAGGCGCCACUCGUCUCAGAACCUCUGUAAUAAUAAAAUUUAUACCACAUGUCACGAUUACAGGAAACGGCGAAAUGUUGCUGCAACAAAGAUUCAAGCCUUGUGGAGAGGAUGGUAUAUCAGACACUUAAUUGAUGUCAAUACAACCAAGGUGGGUAAAAAAAUAAAAGUGACAAUCUAAACCAGACCGAAAAAAAUGCUUUAGUAUGAACUCAUUUAAGUGACAGAGAUUUCGGAUAUGUGUAAGUCCACCAUUUAAAUACCGCGUAUAUUAUCUGUUUUAGUUGCUUGCAGCUGUGAGUAUCCAGUCAGCAUGGCGUGGCCACUUAGUUCGUUCGCAGUUAAAAAGGGAAGCAAAAGAAUCUUGGGAUCCAAAGAGAAACUCAGCUGCUACAGUCAUUCAGGUAAAGUUUAAAUGUGUUUGUAUCGCAUCCCGAGAAGAAAGACGGUCACCCUGCGACGGAGCAGAAUCUCCUUUUGUCUUCUUCUUGAUCGAGGAAGAGAAAAAGAGGCUCUGUUUGAAUCGCAACAAGCCUUUGAAAUCGCCGUAGCCCACAAUAAGGAACAAAAGUGUUGAGACACUUCUUUAAACUGGUCCCUUUUUGAACAGUGAACAAACCUAUCUCCUCCCCUUGUGUACCCCCACUGCCUUCCCCCCAAAACUAGUGUUGUGUUUUAGACCCUCAAGUCUUUCUUUUGCUACAAACAACAUUUAUUAAGGGGUGGGGGAUUGACGGCCUCUAAAUAGAGUGAAAUAAUGAACGAAAUUGUUGAUAAAAGCAUCCAUUUUAGACAAGUGUGUCAACUACUUUUGUCCCUGAUUUCAGCUUCUGGACAAUUCAAUCUUGUUUCUUUUCGUCAAACUGGUUUUUCGGGUUCGACCAUUUGUUAAUUGAUAAAACGUUGCACAUCUAGUAUUUGCUUAACCGAAGGGAUUAGGACCAAUAGCGUGCUCAACCGUGAUAAAGAUCUUACUCGAAUCAUGUAGGGACUUUCUCAAGAAAGCGAAAGAAAGGCUCCGCUGGAGGGGUGAAAGACGAUGUGCCCAAGAUUUUCCGCUCGAAUUUUAUGAAAUCCUUUUCACCGACCCAUAAGGUCCUUGACUUACCUCGGGAAAAACUGCGUGGAUGUCCGCUUUUGAAGUGAUAAGUGAGUAUUGGACAAAUCCGUGUAGACGUUAUAGGAAACGUUUGUGACAGAUAUCGAGAUAACUACCUUGGGAUUCUCAAUCCCACGAUAAAACAACCAAUCCGAAUGUACUACCCCACGAGAAAGCAGCUCACGGGGGUCGUUUGUCCCCAUCCCCAUCCCUCCUCGAGAGCUAACUUGCAACCUAGAAAUUUUCUCCUGCAGUACACGCGCACGAACCAUAAGAAAAAGAAAGUGAGUCUAGCAUCGUGGUGUACGGGUAACAGAAAGCAGGGAACGAGGCAAGGUGGGAGGAAUAGGCUCAUGCCACCGGACUUUGUCACUCCGUGAGCUGCAGGAAUAAGCUAAGGGGCCAUUAAGCAGGAGCCCAUAAACCGGAGGGGACAACUUACAUGUAUUCGUGUCACGGCGUUUUAGAUCGACGUCGUUAGAUAGUUAGCAAAAGUUACAGACCGGAAAAUGGUUUUGGCUCUCUGAUGAUAAUUAUUUUUUUUUCUCUGUAAAUUCGGAUGUGCACAUAUACGGAAGGUUUCUAUCUCCGGAUUAUGGGUUCCAGCUGGCACAACGUUUUAGCCCAACGAUUCCUGGGUUUCUUUGCUUCGUUUACUUAUUGUUACUUUGCUUACCAAAACUGCAAAGACAAGAAACUGUGAAAUUAAAUUUAAUUAAGAUUUGGCACACAAUCAGAUACCUGGGAGUAAGUCCGCACGUGGGUAGAUUGCAGCGAACGGCUACUGAAAGUAUUGUUCUUUCUCCAAAAGGCACAUUUUCGUGGUCGGCGCGUUCGUCGGCGUUUGGCCGAAGCCUUGAAAGCAGCUCAAUUCUAUGAUGGUGAAGAGGAGGAGGACUUUGAUUAUGACGAAGAAGUGGAUUUAACAGCUUUUGAGUUUGACGAAACAGUGUUAGAACAAGGCUGGACACCAAGCGAAACUCCACAGUUACCUUCAAGGCAAGUUUCAUUAUUCUGUGCCAAAACAAUAUUUAAAACCAACAAAAAACAGCCGAUCAUCGUAAAUCGUAAAAUUAUUUAUGUCUGACAAAAUCCCACCUGCGGUUGAACAUUGUGACGAUCAAAUACCAAAGAUUAUUAUUUUGUAGCUGAAGAUUGAAAGUCUUGUAUGUCCUACUGGAAAGGUGACCUGGUCCGAAAUAUGUUGUAGUAAAAAGGAACCUUAUUUGAUAUCCUAAUGUGUUUGUUAGAAUGUUGAUAAUUAUAUUCACACUUUCAAAUUGAAGGCACAACAGGUGUUUUUAUCAAUUCAGCCCUAAUUUUGACGGUCCUGGUUUUCUCAAACCUUAGAAAUAAUGGAAACGGAGCGUUUGUUUUCCUGUCGGCUCAUGAAAACAGUUUACUAAGAUUCAGAAAAUCAGUUUGCUGAAAUUCGAGAGUUAUUUACACCUGCCUGUUUGUAUUUUACAGCUCAAGAGUGCAGUUUUGCGGCCCUGCGAAAGCGUACCCGUAACACUAGACAGGCGUGUGUCUUAUUCAUUACGCCCAUCAGAAACAAGUGUUGAAUAUUGUUUAGUUUAGUUUAGUUCAUUGAAAUUCGCCACUGGAAUCAGCGCGAUGACCGAGAUGAAACAGGACUUGCGUCCCAAUUAAUAUCAACCUUUCAUUAUCCACCCAGACCAUUAAAGGUUGUCCACACCUCCGAGGUCUACACCCCCUACACAUACGAACAGCAGUAACUAGGGAGCUUAAGGGACAGCGUUUUAGAGCGACGUGUUCUCCCUUUUUUAUAUUCCUUGAUUCUAACAAAUUUGUAUUGCAAAGUUCCUUUUUCUCUUAUAAAUACGAUUUAUCCGAGCGUUUGAACCAAACCACUGCCCAAUGAUGCAAAAAAGUCCACUUCCGGCUGACGUCCGUCCCUCAAAAACGCUAUUGCUUAAGCUCCCUAGUCUGGGUUCUCUUACGUCCCACAAGAAUCACAACAGUGAAAGAGCUGUGAGACGUAGCCUACGGUUUUUUUUCGUGCUUAUCUGAGAAGACUAAAAUGUCUAACAUUUUGUAGGUGCGAAUACAAAGGCAACAUAUUCUCCUCAGUUAGUUAAGACCCUGAGUGUUGGUCCGGUGCGGGUUUGAUCCCUCGCCCUCCCGCUCGGCAGACCGGCGCUUAUCCAACUGAGCUGUUGGUAGCUACAGUAUCUUCUUUGACAGUGUUGGUUUUAUUAUUUUUCUGUAGGGGGCCAGUCCUGAGGAUACCAACGCAGUCGUCAAAGGUUCGUCACUGCUUUAUUCGCGUCUUGUUUUUCGUCAUCACGUACUUUUAGUAAACCAUAACUUGUAAACUAUAAUUGUGAAAGUGUUCUUAUAUUGACCCGCGGAGUGUGCGACUCCAUUGUAUUUUGAGAUGAUUUUAGUGCGAAUCUUACAUGAGUUUCACAAAACUUGUCAGAAGAGUUACAGACCGGAAAAUGGUGGUCUUGAUGAAGUAGUAGGCAGUUUAAGCAACCACAAUGGUUGAAACUUUCCAGAUUGACAAAUUAUAGAGGACGUAAACACUAGACGACAAAUUUUUCGUUCUAUUUUUAAACUUUGAUGUGCUUCCUAACAAUUUACCACCAGGAAAACUCGCGUUCAUUUGACCAAUCAUUUGACCGUAUAUAUGACACUGACGGACUUAAACGUCUGUGCUUGGUAGUUACAAGGUUAAUGAUCAACUUCUUCACUCUUAUCCCAGCAGAUCCCCACAACGCGUUUCCAUGAAGAUCUGCUAAAUAAGACCGCAGUGCCAAAGCCACGUCAUGCAUGGCGCUCAGCGGAUUCACCCAUUACAGAUGUCAAUCAAAUUGAUGUUGCUAGGACAAUUACAGACCAUGAUCAAAUGUCAGAAACGUCUGGUGCACAGAGCCACCUGUCACAUCGCGCAGAAGAACUGAGUAGUGAGUGGUAAGCGAGAUACUCAGGGUUUAAUAUCCCUAGUGGUAGUUAAAGGCAAAGUUAGGGUCACGGGAAAGUGCUCCUCAUUGGCUUUCAUUUGAAUGUCCAUACUAUAGGAUUUCAUCCGCAGACUCGAAAGUUGGAACCACCUUGCACGACGUAACAAACAGUAGCACAGGAAUGUACAUCUCAGUAGCUUUCAUUUGAAUGGUCACACUUACGAAUUUCAUCAAGAUUCAAAAGUUAGAAUCUCCUUGCCGUUUACACUUGGUGCACAUCACUGGUCAAAUCCCUGUUUACACCAGCUCUAGUUACGACCACCUUUCUGUACCCCCGUUUGACUGUGACUUAAACUUUGUAAAGAAAGCUCUCUUACUCAAACGUUCCCUUGGACGACCGCAAGCACUUUUGGGAUUAACCAACUGGACUUUUCCUUUGUUUUUAAGCUCUCACAAGCGACCACUCAGAGUCUUAUUAGAGACCUUAAGCAACCACGACGACGACCACAACGACGACUUCAAAAAAACAAUAGGUUUAAUGAUCAAAACAACAGCUCUGCACGUGAAUCACGCUUUUUAGUACAUUUCUUUGACGUCCACUGCACGACUACGACAUGAAACCUUCUAAUUUAACGCUUUAUGGAGGACGUGAACAUACUACGACGAAUUUCCCUUCAUCUUUUUAGCCUAAAUAAAAUCCUUAAGAAUUCAACUGCAGGAAAAGUCGCCUACAUUUAGCAUACUGAGGCAGUGUUUUCAAAAUCAGCCGUCGGCCGUCGCAUCCGACGGCAACUUUUUGAUUUCCGACGCCUACUUUCCCUUAGGUAAAUUAUAUGAUAAAUAAAACUUUUGAUAAAAAGUGGUAAGUGUUCACAAAGCUGUUGCGAGCAAGCAAACUUGAAAUUUUUUUAGAGAAUUUCGCCAAAACAUCGCUUGAGUCUGCUUUUAAAAUACGUUCUCUGUGUAAUACGUUGAAUAAACGUUGAGGACGAGUCGAAGACUGGGUCUCAGCUACAGGGAACAUUGUAGUUAGUGGUUUCUGAAGCCACUCUAUAGAAAACGCCACAUUUCGUCUCCAAGAACACGGCAAAAUGGCAGAAAAGCGACAGCGUGGUUUACGGGAGAUGUGGUCGCUGACAGUGACAAACAGGAAAAAGAAAAAGGAUGCUGCAGGUAAUAAUGUAAUGUUUUCCCGAAGAUUACCCAAGCAGAUGCCGGUACGCAAACGGAAGAGGAAAUAGUUCAAAUUGAGGAGAAAGAACAAGAAGAAGUGGUGGCAGUGGUAGCAAAAGUCUUCUGCCUAGAUGAAGAGCAUGGCGAAUCGGACGACAGUGAAGCACAUGACAGUGGAUGGGAGGAUGAUGACGAUGAUAGUGAGGACUUUUCUGACUAAAAGUCUUUUUCUCAGAUGACAAAGAAUCUCCAUGUUUUGACUUGUAGAUACUACCAUAUUUCACUUCAAUUAAAUGAUGAAGUAGGACUGAACGGUGUUUGUGAUCGAUAAGUAAUAAGGAUAUUCAAAAUUGUAAAUUUUGUUUGAGUUUAAAACAGUUCGUGUAUAGCUUUAGUAUGUUUUUCAGCCUUUUCCAGGCAUCAAGAGAAGGCCCAGAAAAAAUGCUGCUGUCUAGACUGGACAAACAGCUAUCCAAGUACAUGGGUCUACAUGAACAAAGUAUACACAUGUAGCUUUUGUUGGUUAUUGAAAAUUCAAUUACCUUCGCUGUUUCUUAACCACUUUUACUUUUUUCAACCCACAUUAUGUACUAAUCUUUAAUCUUUAAUCUAAUCUUUAAUCAUUAUUUAUACAUGGUAAAAAUCAUCAGGUACAAUAAAUUCCUAUACAAUGACUAACAUACUAAAGGCUUAAAAUCCAAAUCUUAACAUUAAAUAUUAACUUACAACAAUAUGCCACAUAAAAACCCUGAUUGUGGUUAAAGCGUACCCUAAUAUUGUGGUUAAAGUUACUAAAAGCAUCAAAAUUCAUCAGUAUUUUCGAUAUCUAAAAUUUGCUAGUUCUGCGUCUCAAAAUGCGGGAAAAUGCGUCUCCAAGAGUCUAGAAAUUCAAAAUUUCCUGGGGGGGCAUGCCCCCAGACCCCCCUAGAGAGCAAGGCCCUCCGGGCCUUGCAACUCCUACUCAAAUAAACGCAACUCCUACUUCAAAAACUGUUGAAAACCCUGUGAGCGGAUCCAAAUAGACGCGAUUAAGUUUGAAAGGACGCAAAUUGUUUUUUUUUUUUACCUUCGUUUUCACUGCCGUCGUCGUCGUCGUCCUUGCUUUAAGUCCCUAUUCAUAUGAAUGGACACUUCCAUGAAACUACACAUUGCGCUAAUGGUUCGUUGAUAAAGAUCUUGAGGUUAUUUUGGUCUAAAAGUUGGACGUAUGUUUUUUCUUUAUGAAUUAUUGAUAACUUUCUGAAGCUCUCGUAAGCGACCACCCCUUAUUGUUGUACCAUUCGGUCGCUUACGUGAGCUCCUACUAGUAAGCGCCCAGCUCUAGUUGCGACCACCGAAUUUCACAGGGGGUUGCUUGCGAAACCUUUUACUGUACCUAUUCCUUCUAGGGGAUUUCAAAGUUCUGGAACAGCUGAAAUGAUGUUAAAAAGGGCCAAAAAGAUGAAAUACAAUCCCGCGAGAAAAAAGAAACUACUUGGUGAGUUGAUCAACGUGUGUCACAUUUAACAAAAACAUUUUUUGGUUGUUUUGUUUUGGUUUUGGUCGUAAAGAAUAAAAUACUAUUCCGAAAACAAGAUUAAACUAAAUGGAAGAAGGAGGCUGAGGUGGAAUUUUCAAUUUAAUGUUAAAAAAUAACGGUGUUUGUUGUACUUCAGUCACUUCAGAUUUAGUAAAACACGCCAGCAGCCUUUUUGUAGGUAUUACAUUCUUGCAUUUUUUUUAAAGUCCAGUUUGGUCCCUUCUGAUUUAAAACAUCGACUAAACGACUCUCGCUGCACUUCAAGUAUUUGCUUCAGCCGGAGCAAAGGAAUUAGCAGUAAUUUUAUCAUUCCUCCUCAGUCAAAAUUAUAAAUAUAUCAUGCAAUGUUUAUAGUAGAUUUAAAACUUGUCUUGGUUAAUCCUUGCCCUUUAACAACUUUACUCAAUUUUUCCUUCUUUUGCCGAAAGAUCCCAACAAGCGACUUGCGUUGUUCAAGAAACUGGACGAGACUAAUAAAUUACGUGACGUUAAACCUCCGCCCGCAAGAAGACAACCUCCAAACAGAAUCGAUUACUUCGCAGGUGAGUUGUUAAAAUGGUGCCAAUGCACAUGGUCAUUAUUUUCAUUAGAAUAAGGUUUUGAAUGUUACAUUAAUUGUAUUGUACAGCUACUGGGUAAUGCCGUAGGGAACAAAAACGCGUUCUUUCACAUCGAUUACAUCAAGACUGUUUGAAAUAUUUUUAAAGAGCUACCCCAACCACACAAAUAAAUGUGGUCAUAAUUUAGGUGAGGUUAUGCACAUGAAAACGUUGGCCUAAAUCGUAUGUGUCAGAUUAAUUUGCAUAGACGCGCCAGUUUUUGUUGCAAAUAAAAAUCGUCAACUGUUAAUGUUCGUUCAUGUGCACGACUCGUCAAGACUUGUCAAAGGUUUUACAUAGUCAGACUUGAACAGUUCUUUCCAAACUCUCUCAUCUUACGACUAAUCUCCCUCGACAUGUUGUCCUGCAUAUCCUUGCUGAUGAGAGUCAUUUCUUUUAUUAUUCAUUCAAAAUAACUCUCCGUUUCUGAUUGGCUCAAUUUCCCCGCCUAAUUUUUCUUAACCAGCGAGCGUUAACCAAAUUUAGAUGGCGUUUGCAAUAUUCAGUAACGUGACGUCUGUAGUACGGGCUUUGCCAAAAAAGGGACGGUAACCGAGAAGCACUGGGAACGAGGCUGCGUUCGCUCAGUUGUUUUGGUAAGCUGGAGAAAAAAGCGGGAAAUUUCACACGUUUUUCGAAGAAGUAACCGGACUUCUGCCGUAAGACAUGCAUUACAAAAACUCAAGGGAUGGAAACUGAUGUGUAAAGAAUAUCUGCUAGAGUUAAACAUCUCUUUAUAUCCUGAAUUUGCCGAAAAACGGGCAAAUUAAGGCGGGAACUUGGCAUUGAUCUAGGUUAGCUUUUUUUAAAGUUACUAAUCAUUUUGAAUAAAUAGUAAAAUUUUGAGGGUUGACAUAGUGUCACAGCCAGAUGUGUUUCAUGUGUUCUUGCCGUCCUCUUGUCAUCGCCAAACUGUCUGUGAGAUUUUAAGACAAGUUGCUCGACAUACUGAGUGUUUGUUAGUUUUGUUGUUGUUGUAGUUGCUGCAGUUGUUUGUGCUCAAUAUCUCGACAUACGCACUGCUGAAGCAUGAACUAAUUGUUUAUAACAUUAUCAAAGCGAUCAAUGCAGCAGUUAACUUAAAAUUUUAUUAUUGUAGGGCGCGCUCAAAGCAGUACGCGUCAAUGUUUACGUGACUAUAUUUUUUUUCCUCACAGUUAAGCUUAUGUUUUUAUCCUGAAACUGAGAGAAAGUGUACUUUAAAAUGAUUGCAAAAUCCAUAUUUAAGCGCCGGGAAACUAUUAAUUCUCCGAAAAAUUGUUAUUGAGAGAAAACAACUUUUCAAAGAAUGAUUUGCACACGCCAUAGCCCGCACAGCUCGCGGAGAUGACAACAACAACAACACUCACCUCUUUUCCUUACUAUCGGUUAACAAAUUCAAACGUUUCCUCUUAAAUUUCCUUAUAAAACACAUAGUAAGCGCUUUAUCGUGUACUGCUGAGUUAUAGAUGCACUCAGGAGACUCAGGAUUGCUAAGUUCACAACAACUCGAGGAAUUACGAAUAGUUUAUUAACGUCAUCAGCGUUCUCAAUAGGAAUAUGAAGCACGCUCGCGCUAUUGAAUUUGAUUAGGCGAAUUUUCUAGCUGUGUUAUAAUGAGUGUUUGAUGUUGUUGUUGUUGCUGUUGUUUGUGGUGUGUACUUGUCUCACCAUAAGGUCAUUGGGAAGCUUAAGCAAAGGCGUUUUUGAGCGACGCACGUCAAACGUAAGUGAGGUCUCUUUGAUUUUAAAGCGCCUUGAGGCUACCAAAUUUGUAUAAAGAGACGAUUUGUCAAAACAAUUGAGCAAAACCACCGUCCAAAAAUGAAAAAAGAUCACCUCCGGUUGACUUGCGUCGCUCAAAAACGUCGUUGCUUAAGCUCACUAUUAUUGCUUCAAUUAUAUUAAACCUGUUUUAAAUCUCGUUCUUGUCACAGCUCGCCAAGCCAUGGCAAAUCACCUGACGUCUACCUCACCCGCUUCUGAACAACAAAACCGAGAGCAGAUGACGUACAGGUAACAGCAGCGCGUUGAUUUCGCAAGGAAUCUUAAUCAAAGACGUUUAUGAGCAGUGGUUUUGCCCACAUUUUCGGGCAAAUUGUCUCGAUAAGAGUAAGGCUACUUAGCAGUACAAAUUUGGAAGCGUCGGGGCAUAUUAAAAGGGAAAAGGCUUCAUUUCUGUCAACGUGCGUCGCUCUUAACGUCUUUGCUUGAACUCCCUUAUACAGCGUUUUCGCUCAGGUGGCCAAUAUCUAAACAAAUUUAUUGGAACAGAAGAAAGCGUCAACAUAAGAAAAGAGUUCAACUCCAAUAGGAUUGGUUUGGAACACCAACAUGGCCGCCGUUUUAUUGUUUUGGCAGCCGUGACGUCAUUUAAAAACGCUUUAUAAACCUUUUCCAAAAUACCAAAAUACUCAUUGAUUUUGCUCCAAAAGUUUGCAUAAGCAUUGUUUUCGAUUUAUCUUUGGACGAUUGCCCUAUAGGUUAUUGCAAGCACGAGUAGGAGUGUUUCGUCUAAUAUCCAAACAACGAGUGGGAUGACAAAAAAAGGUGCAGGGCUAAUAAACUCGCCACUCGUGUUUUAUCGCUUUGGUUCUUUUAUUAAACUUUUCUCAUGUACUUCCUUUUAGAGCUUGAAAGCAGUUGAAAUAGGGACUUCGUCCUGUAACUGCCUCCCCCCCGGCAUAAAGUCCCCCCCCCCUCCACUUUCUGCGUGACAGCUGUAUUGUGAUAUUUCUGGUGGUGGUCUAAUGAAUGCAUUCAGAAUAUUUCUAUUGAAUGUUUUGCUUUUGUUAUUUCCUUAGCUGGGUUUACAGACAAGCUGUUGUUCAUAAAGAUGAGGAAAAGAACAUCAUGGCCGACCAAAAAGAGUUUGCACCAGAUAAAAAAACCAAACAAGCCUCUCCCCAAAAGUAAGUGGUAAUGAAGAUCAUAAAGAAUCUACACAGUUUCAUCCCUAAGCUAGAUCCCGCCGUUCUUUCAGGCGCGCUGGGCAAGUCCAUCUUAAAUUUUGGAAACGGUUAAGUGACGACAUGAGUUCUCAUUUGAGCGAGCGAAAUAAAAAAAAUAUUUCUCAUUAAUAUUUCCUCUAUCAAGCUGUAAAAUCUGAAUAUUGAAAGAUUAAGUUAAAAGAGGCUAUCUUCGAAUUCUGUUUCUGUUUUUGGUUGUUUGUUUUUUCUCAAAUCGUGCAAAAAAUUAAAAAUUGGUCAUAUAUCGCCUUUUAUCCACCCAGUAGUUAUGUGAUGAAAGUCUCAAAGUCAACCAUUUCAUAGAUUCGACCCUGCUUUUAAUCCGCAUCUUUUUUAUUAGUUAACUCUCUAAUGAACCAAGGCGUAAAGCACGAAAACGUGAGAACGCUAGUAGAAAAUGCUACAUCCAGUGUUUAUUCGUUUUAUCAUAUUACUCUUUCAGAACCAAUCGCUCCCCGGUCAAUCUUCCUCACAUGGACCCUGUGGUGCUCUCUGGACGUACCCUCCCCCUUAUAGUGAGUGUAAAUCAGUUAUUCUCUAGUGUCACAGUGUACGCUCAAAAAUCUACGGUCGCGAUCUUUUCACUGCCAUAAAUGGCGAUGGUGACAUUUAUUCUUUCUUUUCUCUCAUUUACACCAUUUUGUUUACUGGCACAUGAAUUAUACAGUAACCCAUCCUCUGAUCCUUCGAUAUUCCACAAUAUUUCAACUCCUGUGACAACUGUCCACUCUUAGAACAUAAGGAAAAAGACUAAGCUCAAUUUUUACCGUCCUAAAGCUAGGAUCAAGAUGGGUAAAUUCACUAAAAUGAAGUACUCUGCUUCAGUUUUAUGGGAAAGUGUCCCCUUGAUGCUAAAACAACUAGAGGGCCAAAACAAUUUAAGAAACUUUACAAAGCAAACCCGUUUAAUCUCUUCUCAAUCAAAUUAGAUAUGUUCUUUUAAGUACUUAAAUGUUAGAUACUUAUAAAUGCUUGAGUCCUUACGUUGUCUGUUUGUCUGCUUGCUGCUUGUUUGUUUUUUGCUUUCUUGUUUGUCCCCUUUCCUCUUACCGUUAUUUCCUUAUUUAAUUAUUUUCAUUAUUUUUAUUUAUUAAUAUUUAUUUACGCUCUUCCUCUUUAAAUUUUAAGAUAAGAGUCCAUAGUUUAAUAUAUCUCUAAUUAAUCUAAAUAUAUAAAAUAUUUAUGCUUGUCUUGGAUUCCAUGUUAAUUAAGCUCAGUGUGUUUUUGUUUAUGUUAAAGGAGGUGGUGGCCAACUCGAAAGCAGUUGCUACUUUGGCCACCACACACAUUCAAGAUAGUAUUAGCUCUGUUUUAUUUAUUUGACUUAUUGAAGAGAUUCUGUUAUUGUUUUAAUUUAUAUCAUGAUCAAUGAACUGAAUUGGAACUAAAUAGUGUGAAAUAAAAUGAACAUGAACGUGAACUUAAUAUCUGUGUUAUUUCUGAUUUCGGGGCGUAAAUAGCUUGUAUUUAUUUUUUUUUUUUUUCAGUCCAGUCCUCUGUUUUCCCAUUCCGUGGAGCAGGCAUCGUCGGAAGAACCUUCCCCGAGACGAAAGUCGUUAUCUUCAGGUAGUUAAGCCGUCAUGGUCACUUUUAUUCUUUAGAGAUACUUCAGGUAAAUGUGUCAGAGUAGGGUUACGAUUUUGUCAGUCUCUGAGUAACUUACUCGAGCAAAUUGAGCUUUGAGUAAAACAUUUCACCAGUAGAUAUUGUCACGAUAAAAUUUUCAAUUUAAUUUGAGAUUGAACUGAUCCAUUUGGUGCUUGUGUUGGGGAGAGUGAUGGAGAUAGAGGAAUUAACUUCAAGUUGAGCGUACCAUUUACACCCCCACCCGUUUGUUUGCAACCCCCUCCUUUUGCGCUAUUCCGCUCCUUACCUCUGUUUUCCCCAACAAUGGUCCCCCCACCCCUCCACCCUCCAAAUGUCAUGGACUGAUGUCCGUCAAUGGCCCAACAAUUUGUGUAAGUGGUAACGAAUGCAAAAUUUGUUUUUACCAGAGCAUAUUUUUCCGUAGUUAUUUUGCGUAUUUCGUGAAGCCCGUGUUGUUCGCUCUCUUCGUUUCUUAGAGGGUCACGUGCGUUUUCCCGCCAUCAAAACUCAUUCCGUGCCGAACCUCCUAGCCAGGUCCACAGCCAGCGGAGAUCAGCCAAUCAGGACGGAGAAGAGCAACAGUGCUGGCGCAAGAAUUAACAGGGACUCAAGGACCAAAAGAUGACAGGGAAAUGGAAUCCAAGAACAAGACAUCACAGAAGUUAACAGGGAACCCAGGGAAAAACAUGUUUGAAGUUCAGAGGGAACUUACAGAACAAGACACGAUAGGAAAUCAAGAGAUUGCAGGAAACCACGGGAACUUAAAAUGCUAACUUUUUCAAAAAUGAUUUGUCGCUGGUGCUUGUAGGGUGCAAACCAAUUACUUGUUCUGAAUGGUGAAAUAUUACAUAUGUAUGCUAUGGCUAUGCGACAUCUAUCGAAACACCAUUCAUGUUGUGCCAUAAUUGCACCUCCACGCUGGCAGACAGAUGCUCACGCGGUUCACCAGAGAAAACACCCUUGAAAACAAGCAGAUUCCCGUUUGGGUGCACGGAAAUUUGGUGCUUUAAUGCUUUUAUCGGCUGGAGAUGGUUAAAAGGUGUAAUAACUAAGUGUUGGUGAGAAAUUUUAUUUAUUAGAUACAGUGUACGUGAUACUGCGUUGUGUUGCAGAACCAAAUGUUAACACCAACGUUCCAAUAAAAGGCUCAGUUUAACUUUAAUAUAACGACAUAUGUUCUAGCAGAGUCUCUUUUGUUACCCAAAAGUAUAAACAUCACUACGUUUUCUAAAACACCGUACAAAAAUACUUUAGAUUUUGUUCUCUAAGCUUAAGUUUUUUUAUUAAUCAUUCAUCUAUUUCAUUCCCAUGGUUCAUACAAUCUUGAAAAGGUCUUGAAUUUCAUAGUCAUCUUGACACGUCCUUGAAUUCGGUAAAGGCCCUUGAAAAGUACUUCAUUUCUUUAUUAGGUCUUCAAAAGUCGUUUAAUUUCACUACUUUCUUAUUUCUGUUUCUUUAUUUCAAAUGCUGUUUCUGUACUUCAGAUACAACUGUAAGUAAAAGCCAGUGACUGUUGUCAUUUUGCAGUGUUGUUGCGGAAAAUAGUAGUGAUCAAACAUGGCUGAGAAAGGAAAAGUCACAAAUGACUCGGUGAGUGUUUUAGCCAGUAAGGUGAACAAAAGGGGGUCAAAGAAAGCCGAGUUACUGAAGAAAUCUUAGACUUGAACACUGUAAUUUAUCCUUGAAAAAGUCCUUAAAAAGUCAAUGAAUUUUGUUUGUCUGAAAUUGUACAAAGCAUGAUUCCGAUUUUUUGUUGAUUUCUUAAUACCUUACUGACCCUAUGACUAAAAUAACACAAACAAAUAAAAUACUUAAAAUAUUUUGGCUCUUCAUCUACCAU
Molecule: messenger RNA, 29510 nt
Organism: Porites evermanni
Lineage: Eukaryota; Metazoa; Cnidaria; Anthozoa; Scleractinia; Poritidae
Source: the annotation of a GenBank genome assembly